GGUCUCCAGCGUUGACUCACCCCUUCUCUCCACCCUCACCUGCUGUGCCUGCCUGCCAGCCCUACAAGCCUCUGUAAGGGGCAGCUCCUUCCCUGGACCAGCCCCAAACGCCCACACACCACUCUGCUGAACCACUGGUUUCACCUGCCCUGCUCCUGGCAUCCCUACUCUCCACCCCAGCUCUGGGGACGCCGGCUGAGCUCCCCAGCAUCCCCACACCCCAGUGGCACAAUGGACGUGGCCCUUUUCCAUGGGCUGCUGCUCCUCCUCAUCCUUCCCGUGCUGCUUUACUGGCACAGUGCCACCUUCCACUACUUCUGCAAAGUGACCUUCUUCAACAUCUGGGUCUUCACCAUGGCGACUCUCCUCUCCCCCUUCGUGGCAAUUCGGGGACGCUGCGUGGAGAACAUGAAGCUCCUCUGUGCUGUGAUCCGGCCCCUCAAGCACUUGUAUGGCAUCAAGAUAGAGGUGUUGGGUGCCGAGCACCUGAAUCUCAAGGAGCCCUAUGUGAUAGUUUGCAACCACCAAGCUUCCCUUGACCUGAUGGGAAUGGUGGAGGUCAUCCCCAAGCGCUGCGUGCCCAUUGCCAAGAAGGAGCUCCUGUACAUGGGCACUGUGGGCUGGGCCUGCUGGCUCAGUGGCAUCAUCUUCAUCGACCGCCAAAGGACUGGAGAUGCCAUUGAUGUCAUCUCCCAGACGGCCAAGACCAUACGGCGUGAAAAUCUCCGAGUGUGGAUUUUCCCAGAAGGCACCAGGAACCAGAGCAGAUCCAUGCUGCCCUUCAAGCGUGGGGCUUUCCAUUUGGCUGUGCAGGCUCAGGUUCCCAUUUUCCCCGUUGUGAUUUCUCCAUACUGGGACUUCUUCAGCUCCAAGGAGAAGAAAUUCACCCCUGGGAUGUUCACCAUCCGAGUCCUUCCCAAGAUAGAAACCCGUGGCCUGAGCCCAAAGGAUGUCCCGGAGCUGACAGAGACUGUCCGCAACAUCAUGGUCGAUGUCUUCUCUGAGAUGUCUGCAAACCCCUGCAGGGAUCAGCGUGUGGAGCUCCCUCUGCUCCCAGGCACUGGGGCCACCAUGAGGACUGACAGCACGAGGCAUGAGGAGGACACAACUGGGACCAGUCAUUAGGCAGAGCUCAUGGGGACAUCAGGGAGGUUGGGUAUCUGGUACCAGGUAGAACUUCUACACCCUUCUCUGUCUCUUGUGGUGUGGUUCACCCAUGGGCUCGUUGCCCAGGGUCCUAGUAGUUGUGCUGUCCUCAUGCAUUUAGUCAUGAGGAGGGAUCCAGGACAUGUGGUGAGUUUGUGGGGUCUGGAGGGAUGUGGGGAGGGGGGAAAUUGCCACAUCAGAAGGGCUUCCUCAAUGCAGAACGAUGAGAUGAAGGUGCAAAAUUAAAGAGUUCACAGCUGGUGUUUGUGCACGGUGCCAUGCCUGAGCUUGGGGGCUGAGGGCAGUGGGGAUGGCCAUGCUGCAUGUGGAGCAUCUCUGAAAUAAUGGGCAAACCAUGGCCAAGAUGAUGCAUAGUGCUUCGGUUCAUCAUUGCUGUUCUCAGAAAUGGAAGGAAUUCUGCAAAACAGUGGAAAUCAUCUAUCCUUGUAGAACGUGCUGGGCAACACUAUUAGCAACGGUGAGCUAGAACUCUCCGGGUUGGGAACCAUCACAUGGAUAUGACCAAUAGCAGUGGACACAUGGAGGACCUGAUUUCCCAGGGUUGCUGCAUGCCUGCUGCCAUGGGUUGUGUUUGGCUGCCUGGAGCUUUGAAACCAUGAGGGGAGGGGGACUGGGUGGUUAAACGUUGUCUCAGCUGGAGAACUCAUUGGGUUUUACUUGCUGCAUCAGGGAGGUAAGGAUGAAUGGGAGAAGAGGAAGACUAAACUGAGGGCUCAGAGCUUGCCUUGCUUCUGUGUUCUUCCCCUGGGCAUGGGGUCCAGAACAGCCCUGACCUGCCUGCUGCUCUGCGUCCUGCACCUCAUUGCUAGAGCAGCCGCAUGGCCGUAAGCCCUGUCCAUGUCCGUCUGUCCAUGCUGGGUGGGAUGGUGGGUGGUCUUAGCUCGCUUCUGGUGCUCAGGGCCAGUCCUCAUCCUGAGUGUGGUUGCCUGGUUGGGGUGGAGGUGCUCAGGGUGCUGCGUUGUCCCUGUGAGGACAGAGGGAUUAGUGCCUGUGGUUGUGGAGCACUGGGUUUUGGUGGAGGUCCCUGCCCACCUCCACUGUGGAGGUGUCCUCUGCCUAGGAGAUUUGUGGUGACGUUCCCCUGUGUGAUCUACUACUCGCAUGGGGUAAGGUGCACAUCCAUCUCAUGGAUCUGGAUCAGCCAAUGUGCUUUGCCCUCAGCCUGAGGAGCAGCCGUGGCAUCCCCAGCGUCACCCUGGAGGAGAUGGGUAGCACGAGCCUCCAGCUGGACUGGACUCUCCAAUAUGAGUGACCCCAGAAAGGGAUGUCCUGUCUGCUCCUUAUGUCCCUCCAUGAGGAGGGGACACAGGCUGUUUUGGGUGGGCAAUGACCUGAAGAGCAAUGGGACACGGGGUAUAUACAAAGAGCCUCUUUUUCCAUCCAAAUUCCUACCUCAGAUCUUCCUCCAUCUUUCACCUUCCAUUCCCCACUCUCUGCCUCUCCAAGACAGGUAAGCAUGCUUUAUCAGUGUCUGGAAAGCUGUUACUAUCUUUUUCUUACCAGGUCUUUCUGUCUUUGGUCCAGUUGCUACCUGCCUAUGUAGGGCUGUUCUACACUUCCAUUGGGAUCAGGUAAAGAUCCCAAGUUCAUCACAGCGCAGUCAGGAAUGGCAGAUCUUCAGUCUUUCCUACUUGCCUUCAGCCAUUAAGAGGGAUGUCUUUGGUAAAGAUGUGUAUUUCAGUAGCACCCAGAUCCUGACUUAUACUGGUUCUGCUCACACUACAACUCCUGUCACCCCUCCUGACAAUUUAUUGUGCUUGUUGCUUAAGAAGUGUGGUUUUGCUCUGCUCAAAUCUUACCCCCAAACACUGUAUCAU
Molecule: messenger RNA, 2984 nt
Organism: Meleagris gallopavo (turkey)
Lineage: Eukaryota; Metazoa; Chordata; Aves; Galliformes; Phasianidae
Product: 1-acyl-sn-glycerol-3-phosphate acyltransferase alpha-like
Biological process (GO): phosphatidic acid biosynthetic process
Cellular component (GO): endoplasmic reticulum; membrane
Molecular function (GO): 1-acylglycerol-3-phosphate O-acyltransferase activity
Source: RefSeq, a predicted model, not a curated record